AUGGCUACCACAGAUCAGAUCCAAUACAGGCCCUCAGCUAGUUUAAUACUGGCAAGCAAACAAGCGUUCCAUACAAAAAAGGAAUACGAUUAUAACGUAUUGCUAAUGAAACGGACAGAGCGCACAUCUUAUGCACUUAAUCACUGUGUCUUUCCUGGAGGCGUCUUCGAUGCUCAGGCAGAUGAAUCCGCCGAUUGGUUGAUCUACUUCCAAGAAUGUGGAAUUUCCUGGGACCAGCUAAAGCUAUUGCACAGCCGGCAAUCAAUGGGUAGACCGGAGCUCAUGACCCAAGGUGUAGAGUUCUCUCGUGAUAUCUCACUUCGCCUAACAGCGCUACGAGAAACCUUUGAGGAAGUGGGCAUUCUGUUGUGUCGCAAGAAUCUCAAGAAUUUGAAUGGUGGACAGCCAGCGCAGGUACUGGUACAACCGUUCGAUCGUGAAUAUUGGCAGCAGCGAGUGCACAAUGAUGCACAGCAAUUUCUUGUGCUGUGUCGACAUUUGGCUGUUAUCCCAGACCUGUGGGCUCUCAACGAGUGGUCCAUUUGGCGUACACCAGCAUCCGCCUCGAGUCGCAAAUACGAUACGGUUUACUAUUUGGCUGCCUUGGAGAACUUCAACGUGGACUUGUUACUUGAACCAACUGAAGUAGCUGCGGCUUACUGGCUACAGCCUUCCGACUCCUGGCUUCAAAGUCGAGAGGGUCUUAUUUGGUUACCAUACAUACUGCUCUACGAGACGGCGCGUCUGAUGAGCAUUCCAGGUUGGCAACAGUUGCUACAAUUUGCAUAUGACCGCAGUACACAGGGAUCUACACUGCUUCAGCCCAUCUAUUAUCGCACAAAUGACUGUCUCAUUGGCGUGCUUCCAGGCGAUGAGUUGUACUUGCCAGAGCCAGAGUACUGCAACGAAUCCAUAGUAUUGCCGUGCUCUAUUAGUGAACUCAACACUGUAGCCAAGCGCUUCAAUCGGUAUAUGAUUUACAGCUUUCAACAUGUGGAUUUUGCUUGCAAUGUGCCUUCACUUGACGGACAUUUUCCGCUGCAAACGCGUGUAAAUACGCGGCUAGCCAAGUUAUAAAAAGAUAGUUAAACACUUUGA
Molecule: messenger RNA, 1098 nt
Organism: Drosophila mojavensis
Lineage: Eukaryota; Metazoa; Arthropoda; Insecta; Diptera; Drosophilidae
Product: nucleoside diphosphate-linked moiety X motif 19
Exons: 2
Coding region: 1-1077 (358 amino acids)
Cellular component (GO): mitochondrion
Molecular function (GO): hydrolase activity, acting on acid anhydrides, in phosphorus-containing anhydrides
Source: RefSeq, a predicted model, not a curated record